AUAAAAUAGGUCUGACAAGCACGCAGCACCCGCAUUCCAGCCCCGCCAAUCCCUCAAGUCGGGGCGGCGAGGCUGUAACAUUAAUUUUCCGUCCAUUAUAAUCCUUCUGCCCCGUGUAAGCCUCGCCUUAAUAACCGUCCAAGAUGUCUCUUUAUUUUGACUGCAUAGUGGACAGUCCACACACGAGUGCCAUCAACACCCAGAUAGCAUGGCACGCCCAGGCUGCUUGUCUUGCCGUGGCUGCUUACAGUGAAGAGAAGGGAGGAACAGUCAAUGUGUACACAGGAGAGGGUAAGUUGUGCGAGGAGGUUGACAUUCCACCACACCCCACGGCUCAAGUGACCUCCAUGGUGUGGCACCCCAGCAAGCGGGUCAUGGCAGUGGGCUGGGAGUCAGGGGAACUGUUUCUGUGGAAUGACCACGAGCAUGAGCUGCGUGAGAUCCAGAGUCUGCACCGCGCACCCAUAUCCAUACUGCAAUUCAGUGCUGCAGGAACAAGACUUGUGUCUGCUGAUGCUUCCGGGGCAACGGUAGGGUGGCGAGUAGACAACUCCGGAGAUCUCCAGACAGUCUUUACACAUGAGCUGAAGGAUCCUCUGGUGCAGGUUGUCUACAGGGUCAACACUGCUGCAGACAAAACACUUCCUGCUCUAGACAUAAAUGGGCUUGCGCGGGCAGCUGUGAGUGGUGACGAGAGAGCAUUAGACAUCUUCAGUUCGUGGCGACCCAGAACAGGCCACAAACACCUGGGCAUGAUGGGCACUGCAAAAGAUAACCUAAACUUUUUCCUGGGAUCGUCUACUGGUGUGCUGUACCAUGUCAACGAGAGUGGGAACUGUGUGGAGGUGCUUCAGGCUGACGGGGGCAUCAAGCGUCUGCUGCACCAUGAAUCCCGCAGCCUCCUGGUGGUGAUCACGGAGAGUCUGGUGCUGGGACAGUUCUCGGUGGCAGUGGAUGGCUCAGUGACGGAAAUCAACAGGGUGAAACUAAGUGGGAGAACCAACGACAUCCAAGUCACUUGGUCAGGCGCCGGCCUCCUGGCUGUGUCGACAGGAGAUAACUCCGUCCGUCUGUGGAACUUGGACUCUGGUGACAAUUAUGUGCUCAGUUUACGUGGACCUAGCUAUAGAGACCAAGAGUUUGUCAUGUGCCUCAGCUAUUCUGCAAACAAAAAUAUUCUCUGUGCUGGGACGAACUUAGGCAGCGUUGCCAUGUGGAAAUAUGAGGAGAGCAAGCUUGGAGAAGACGAAUACAUGAAGGACCCUGAAAAAGACUGGAAGUUACAAAAUCCAACAGUUAUCUCAGGAACAGUAAAACAGGUAGCCUGGGGCUCAGCACAAAAUUUGUUGGGUGUCAACACUGUUCGUGAUGUUUAUAUACUGAAUGAACAACACAUGGUUGCCAGCUAUAAAGACCAGGUGUCAGUGGUGCAGGUGUCCCCCACACAGCUGUCAGUGGACGUGUUUUCAGGGGGCAACCACCUGGAGCUGAAGGCAGAGAUACAGGUGCGAGGUGUUCACAACUCUGUCGAUCAUUUGCUGCUGUGGAACAUGAAGAAGAUGGUUGUUUACGAGAUAACAUCCGACGCCACCCACCUGAGAGUUGUUGGUUCCUUUCCAUGUGAGGCUGAGAGUGCUGUGCUUCAUGAGGGCAGUAUAUACUCCAUUGAAGGGAAUAAUGUCCAAGUGCGGUCACUUCAAGGCACUGUGAAGCAGACACUGAAUUUCUCAGAAAGUGAAGGCCAACCAAUUGGUCUUGAUGUAUGUGGAAAUUUUCUUGUGGCAUCAACAAUCAAUGGAACUGUCAAGCUGUGGGACUUAUCAAGAAGAGAGGCUAAGCCACACACACAAGGGAAACAGAUGGGUGACUACAUCAAAGAUUUUGGUGAAAUCAUAUCUGCUCGCUGCAACUGUAAUGGAACAAGAGUGUCCAUUGCUGUAGCUCAGACUUCCCUCCUUCCUGAUCCUAAGCUAUAUGUUUGGGACAUCGAGAGUGAAAGUUUUACAUACUUCAACUUUGCCUCUGGCCGAUCUGAGGAUGAUGACAUAGACGGCACGGCACCUCCCAACUCUGCCGAGAGUGUCAGGUCCAAGGACGAUGGGUUGAACAGUAGGGCAAAACGUGAGACAGCCCGUGAAGUAGGAGGUCGCUUUGUAAUGUCACACAUGUGGGAUGCAGAGGAUCCUCGGCUAUUGGUGUGUGAGGCCAAGUCUCUACAUGGCAGCAAAAAGCAGAAGGAUAGUUACUUGUCUUCAUCACCCAAGGAAGAUAAGCCAGCAGUGAUGUUGGUAACCCUGUUUGUGAGCCCAGACCACGGGAAUAUUGUGCAGGAUGCCUUCCCCCUGAGCCCAACUUACUCUCGCCUCCUUGGGGUCCAGGUUCCUUUCUUCUACCUCCUCAACACUCAUGAUGCAGAAAAUAAGGCAAAAAAGAAUGUGACCCAGAAAGUUAUGAGGGAGUUUACAGGACUGGAGAGCUGUGACAAGGCCACCAAAGAUGCCAUGCUCAACUUCUCAUUUUAUCUCUCCAUUGGAAAUAUGGAUGAUGCUUUUAAGGCAAUAAAAACUAUUAAAAGUGAAACUGUGUGGGAGAACAUGGCCAAGAUGUGCGUCAAAACAAAGAGGCUGGAUGUGGCAGCACUGUGUCUGGGCAACAUGGGGCAUGCACGGGGUGCCCGGGCACUGCGCUAUGCCAUGAAAGAGCCUGAGCUGGACGCCAGGGUGGCCAUGCUGGCACUACAAUUGGGCAUGCUGGACGAAGCAGAACGUUUGUAUCGAGGGUGUGGACGCAAUGACUUAGUAAAUCGCCUCCACCAAGAUGCUGGAGUGUGGUCGAAGGCCCUUGAAGUAGCAGAGAACCAUGACAGGAUUCACCUUCGGUCCACCCACUACAAUUACGCAAAGCACUUGGAGAGUAAAGGGGACUUCAGCGGGGCCAUUAGCCAUUACGAAAAAUCUGACACCCACAGAUUUGAAGUCCCUCGGAUGUUGUUUGACGAUCUACCUACACUGGAAGAUUAUAUUAUGCACACAAAAGACAAGGCUCUGAGGAGAUGGUGGGCACAGUACCUGGAGUCUACUAGUGAAAUGGAGACAGCACUGCAGUUUUAUGAAGCUGCUCAUGACCAUUUGUCUCUGGUUAGAGUAUACUGUUACUGUAACAACCUUCAAAAGGCUGCAGACAUCGCUAAUGAGACUGGUGAUCGGGCGGCCUGUUAUCAUCUUGCUCGACAGUAUGAGAAUGUGGCUCAAGUCAAGGAGGCCAUCCACUUCUUCACAAGGGCUCAGGCAUAUGGUAAUGCAAUCAGGAUCUGUAAAGACAAUGGAUUUGAUGAUCAACUUCUUAAUCUGGCUCUGGUGGCUGGACCACAAGAGCAAAUUGAUGCAGCGCGCUACUUCUCCUCCUCGGAGCGUCGUCAGUUGCCCAAGGCUGUCAUGCUCUAUCACAAAGCAGGGCUUCUCUCCAAAGCUGUUGACCUGGCCUUCAAGUCUGGGCAGAUCAGUGCUGUGGGUCAAAUUGCGGGAGACUUAGAUGAAAGUGCAGACCCAGCACUAAUACAGAGAUGUGCCCAAUAUUUUAUCUCAAAUGGGCAGUAUGAUCGAGCAGUUUCUUUGCUUAUCACUGGAAGACAGUACUUUGAUGCCCUCGAUUUGUGUGUGGAGCACAAUGUGUGGGUGACGGAGGAGUUGGCGGAGAGGUUUACUUUGCCCAAAGAUGAAGAAGCAAGAAAUCAGAUCCUGGAGAAGGUUGCAGAAUGUGCCUAUGCUCAAGAAAACUACAAGCUGGCAACCAAAAAAUUCACUCAAGCUGGAAACAAGGUUAAAGCAAUGAAGUGCCUACUUAAAUCAAGUGACACAGAGCGCAUCGUCUACUUUGCUAACGUUUGCCGGCAACGAGAAAUUUACAUCAUGGCAGCUAAUUACCUCCAGAGCUUGGACUGGCGCAAAGAGCCUGAAAUUAUGAGGAACAUAAUACAGUUUUACUCAAGGGCAAAGGCCUCUGGUUUGCUGGCUGGUUUCUACGACUCCUGUGCUCAGGUUGAAAUUGACGAGUUCCAGAACUAUGAUAAGGCUGCAGGAGCUUUGAAUGAAGCCUACAAAGUUAUCACCUCAAACAAUGACCCAAAAGUCCAAGAAAAACUGCCACCCCUAAAGUAUAAACUUGAAAAGGUCACUCAAUUCAACAACAUCAAAAGGAUGUUUGUGACUGACGGAGAUGCAGCCAUCCAAGAGUUACAACAACUGCUGGCUGAUCCCAACAUAGAAGUCGCAGUACGACAGGGAGACAUCUAUGCAGUUAUUGUGGAAUACUUUGCUGCUAAUAAUAACUUUAAGUCAGCACUGAAUGCACUGCAAGAUAUGAAAGCAAAGUUGCCAAAAGCAAAUCCCAGCUACUAUGUGGAUGCUGAGACUCUGCAGGCAAUCUCCAGAGCAACAGGCAUGAACUUUACUGAGGGAGAAAAUGGAGUGCCAGAGGAGGGAGGAAGUGAAGAGGAAGGCAAUGCAAGUGAGGAAGAAGUGGUUGAGGAAGACGAUGAAGAGGAGAGGCCGCAACAACAACGCUUUGCUCUUAAUGGCUCAGCAAAGUUUUUCUGAACUUCCCAAGACAAACGUAUCUUAUGUGGACUACUCACAGGACCCCCUGUAUUAAAGUUGAGAAGUUUCUAUAUAGGCUUACUUAGGAGGGAUAUUGUCUGCAGUCAGCUUCACAUGGGUGGCUCCACACCAUCCUGUUAUUAACAAAGUUCUUGACUUGAACUGGAUCUCAGGUAUGCAAGUGAGCUUGAAUUAACUAGUCUGUUCCAGGAAACUCUGGGCUCAACUGUGGUGCCACAUCUUAGGCAGAGCACUUUCUUGGUCUUCAGCUGGCAUCCUGCUGGGAUAAUUAUACGGAAAACUGUCCACUUGGUUAGUCUAGUCGUCUAGCUUUAAUGUUAAAAUGAAUAGUCACUAAUUUACAUUUUUUUUACUAAAGUGCCAAGCACAAAGUGUGAAUGACUUGUGUGACUAGGGUUAAAAAAUAACCCUUAAUGUCUGUGAUAAUAAGCAGACUAGAAUGUUUGUCUGCCUCCGUCCUUCUAUAGAUUUUAAGGAAACUCUAGUCGAGCAAAUUUGUCCAUUAUUUCAAAGUUAAGAGAUACUUAAACAGGUUGGGUCUGAGUACUACAUGUACAGUAAAAGCUCAGUUAUUUACAUCUGCAUUAAUUGCUUGGGAACUCUGGUCCUCAAAUUUAUUGCCAUAUCCUCUCAUGGUGCAAUAAGUUGGGGCAAGAAUGUGUCCGUAUUAAGAUGUGCUAAUAGUUAAAACAAACAAUUUAUGCACAACUUAGAAGGAAAGGUAUACACAAAACUAGGAAAAGCUACACGCAAAACUAUCACAAUUUGCAUAAUGUGUGGGUUUUAUUGGGAAUUUAUGCAGUUUGAGAGAGUUACAUUGACAGAUCUUGCAACAGAUGUCUAGAGUGGGAGCAUUCCAAGAGUUGGCCAGUCAUAUUCUGCCAGACAGCAAUGAGUCACUGUCUCAGUGAUUUUAUGGCAAUCACUUGGAGUUCAAACAAGUCAUCUUUCCUCAAAUAAUGAUAAUUUAACACAAAAAAAAGGCUUUACAUAGAUUUACAUAGAAAAUCAGACCACACAGACCCCAUGGUCCAGACUAGGUGGUCUGUACUUAAACCUAAGUGAUUUUACAUUAAUCAGAAGGCUCCAAAAUGUUGCAUUUCUACUCUAGUUGAUAUUAAGUUGAAGGAAGUGACGGUCGAGCUUAUUUUUGAAGGAGUCAAUAGUGUUACACUGGACCACUGAUGGUGGAAGCUUAUUCCAUUCUUGCACUACAACGUUGGUGAAGAAAAAUUUGGUGCAGUCUGAAUUUACUUGUCUACAUCUGAGUUUUAUGCCAUUGUUCCUCGUGCGCAAAGUGUCAUCGAUCAUAAACAAUGUUGAUCUGUCUACAUUCGUGAAACCAUUAAGUAUUUUAAAACAUUCGAUCAGUUUUCCUCGGAGGCAACGUUUCUCAAGAGAGAACAUGUUAAGGGUAGAAAGCCUUUCAUUGUAGGAUUUGUUGCGCAAGGAAGGGAUAAUUUUUGUUGCCCGACGCUGAACACCUUCUAAUUUAGCAAUAUCCUUUGCAUGAUGGGGAGACCAAAACUGUACCGCAUAUUCCAAGUGGGGUCUGACUAAACUAUUGUAGAGCGGGAGUAUUACAUCUUUAUUCUUGAAUAAAAAGUUUCUUUUAAUGAAGCCCAACAUUCUGUUCGCUUUAUUUGCUGCAUCGAUGCAUUGCUGUGAAAAUUUGAGGUUUGACGCGAUUUUGACCCCCAAGUCCUUGACGCAUUGAACGCUUUUGAGUUUAACGCCGUGCAUUUCGUAAUCGAACUUCUUAUUCCUCGUUGAACAACAUUUCAUUGCUAUUUCCACAUUUAAUUUGAUGUAGAGAAAUAUUCAAGGUGAAAAAUUACCCACUAAACACAGUUGCAACAUGUUAGGUCUGCAACAUUGCUACUAAUGAGACUCACUUGGUAUCUUGGAGGGUCACAAAUUCCUUUCACAUUAUUUGGAUUUUUCAUGUAACUGAAAGGCCCUUGGAUGAAUUCAUGCAGAUAACUGAGAGUUUACUGUAAUUGUAAUCAAGUACACAAUUUGAUUUUGUAUUCAUAUUAGGACUUGGUUAAGAAUUUGCUUUGUGCCUGUACUUUGCCUUGGAGUCUAUUUGCUUUAAAAACUGAGAGUACAAACAUGUUGAACACAUGGUCAGUAGUGGAGGCAGAGGUGAGGAAUGGCAGUGGUGCAACAGAGCAGUGCCUUAAUGCAUCAUGAUUAUGAUUGCAAGGUAAAGUUGGGGGCAUACACUAUAACUGCGUCUGGACGUGGUGCUCAUCUCCAUCGCAUUAGCCCUUGAGCCUGUGGUGACAAGAGUCCAUUACCCUGAGACACAGGGUCAGGGUGACAUCUGGGUUACCACAGUUUACCUUCCUCAAGUUUCCCCAGUUACCCAUUUAUUGAACAGUGUGAAGGGAGGAUGAACAGCUGGGUGGGCUGCAUGCCAACUGCCCAGACCAGGACUGCUGAUUCAUAGCUAGGCACGUUGACCACUAGACCACGAAGGCAAAGGUGGGUAUCUAAUAUUACUGAAAUGCAUACCUAGUAUUUAAAUAUCAAAUAUAGAUUAGUCUUUUGCAAAUAUAUAUAAUGCUUAAUGGUGCUCAACAGCACUUAGAUCCCCGACAUAUCAAUGUUAGUACUUGUACAUGGAGUCAAGUACAGUACAUUAGUCCUUGUGCUGAAGUCUUGAUGAUAAACAUGAAAUACAGUGCUCACUCCUUUCCUGCCUUCUUAUUUGCAGAAUUACAUUUAGUAAUAAGGUGGGAUUGUAAUUCAAGCUCAGAUUUAAGAAAGUGCUCACAUUUUACAGGCACACAGCUUAAUCCAUGGCACCUGAGACAGUGGGUGUAAUGAGACUGUCACCUUUAUGUAAAGAUGCACUAAUGUGGACCAUAUACCACAUGCAGUGUUGCCUGGUGGCUGGGCUGGUUGGCAACGAGACAGUUACUUAUAUCUUGCUCCUCUUGGAGCAGUUUAAAAGGUCUUGGAGAAUAUAAAAAUAGAUGAUAAUUCCCCCAACAUAUGACUGGCAGUAUACAAUGCAGAUAAUUUGCUGUAUAAUGGAAAAUGUCUCCCAAAUCUAUGUAUAUAUCUCAAAGCAGGAGAAACAAGCAUCAGGUGUGGUAGUAGCCAACUUGAUGCUCAUCCAUUGUCUGCCAUGUUUACUCACAGGUUCAUUUGCCCUCAAUCCCGUUAGCCUCAGCAGGUUUAUUUAUAUUUGUGGAGGAGAGAAUUAUAUUUGAGGCAGAAGAGAAAGGAAUGUAUGAGACUGGUGUCUAUUAAUGUGAAUGGUUUAGGUGGUGAGGAAAAGAGGAGAGUGAUGAUUGAAAAUUUUGUAAAUGGUAGAGUGGAUGUGUUGGGAGUGAACGAAACACAUAUUCGAGGAACUGGUGUGAAUGAUGGUAGAGAGGGUACGUGGGAGGGUGUGCCUGGGGGGGUUGUAUGGACAGGGAUAGAUGAGAAGUAUAGAGGCAGGAGUAAGGAAGGAUGUGCUAUUGUGAUGUCUGAAAGAGUGUGGAAUGGUGUGACUGAUUAUGGUUGGAAGGGAUCAAGAAUUGUGUGGGUGAAAGGAAAAGUAGGUUUAGAAAAGUAUGCAUGGGUGUGUAUUUAUGCACCAGUAAAUGUGAAAAGUAAAAAAGGACUGAGGGAAAGGAAAGCUUUUUGGGAGGAAGUGAAUGCAUGUUUGAAGAGUUUUGAGAAAGAAAGGAAACUUAUUAUGAUGGGAGAUAUGAAUGCUAAAGUGGGUGAUGAAUGUGUGAUGGAUGUGGUGGGAAAAUGGGGGAUACCUGGGAAGAAUGAAAUGGAGAGUGCGUGUUGGAUGUCUGUGCUGAGAGGGGAAUGUUCCUAGCGAACACCUUCUUU
Molecule: messenger RNA, 8459 nt
Organism: Eriocheir sinensis (Chinese mitten crab)
Lineage: Eukaryota; Metazoa; Arthropoda; Malacostraca; Decapoda; Varunidae
Gene: rempA
Product: intraflagellar transport protein 140 homolog
Exons: 26
Coding region: 144-4595 (1483 amino acids)
Biological process (GO): intraciliary retrograde transport
Cellular component (GO): ciliary basal body; axoneme; intraciliary transport particle A
Molecular function (GO): protein binding
Source: RefSeq, a predicted model, not a curated record